UCAGGCGUGUCGACACGGGCUCCACGCGCUCCCACAAAAUGGCGCGGCCAUUCAUUUACACAUACUUUCUAUCGUUUAUGUCUAUCGCAUUGGCACAGGAUUACUACCAAACACCAAGUAUUGGAUCGCAGAAAUUAGCCACAUGUUACAAUAAUGAAGGACAACCGCAAAAAUGUGUACCGGAGUUUCAAAACGCUGCUUAUAACCAGCAAAUGGAGGCGACAAACACAUGUGGUGAAAAUGGUGUAAUGAUGUAUUGUAUUCAAACCUCGGCCGGUACUUCUACACGGUCGUGCGACUAUUGCCAGCCAGGGCAAUUCUCGAGUUACUACUUGACUGAUCUGCAUUAUGAGCAGGACAACCAGACUUGGUGGCAGUCGGAGACAAUGAAAGAAAUCAACCCGAUUAACACUAUCACCCAUGUUAAUUUGACAUUGCAUUUGGGAAAAGCUUACGAUAUAACGUAUGUGCGAUUAGUUUUCUACUCACCACGACCGCAGAGUUUUGCCAUCUAUAAGAAGGCGAGUGCGGAUUCAGAUUGGGAACCUUAUCAGUAUUUCAGUGCAUCAUGUCGUGAUACGUAUGGGGUAUCUGACCAACGUGCAGCAGAAAUUGGUGCGGAGACUAAACCACUCUGUACUAGCGAGUACUCAGACAUAUCGCCAUUAUCUGGGGGCAACGUCCUUUUUUCAACUCUUGAAGGAAGACCAUCUGCUUACACUUUUGACAGCAGCCCCGAACUUCAGGAAUGGGUGACAGCAACGGAUUUGAGAAUAUCGCUCGAUCGUUUUAAUACGUUUGGUGAUGAAAUCUUCCAAGACACGCACGUGUUGCAGUCAUACUGGUACGCUAUAGCUGAUGUGGCAGUAGGAGCACGGUGUAAAUGCAAUGGACAUGCGGCCAAGUGUGACACCAAGUGCAGAUGUGAGCAUAACACAGAAGGUUCUGAAUGUGAAAGAUGUCUAGACUAUUAUAAUGACGCGCCAUGGGGUCGUGCAUCGCAUACCAAUGUUCACGAGUGCAAAGCUUGCAACUGCAACGGAUUCUCGCAGAAAUGUUAUUUCGACAAGGAUUUGUACGAGAGGACUGGCCACGGUGGUCACUGUAUCGACUGCACCCACAACAGAGAUGGCGCUAACUGUGAGCGUUGCAAAGAGAACUACUUCCAAGGAAGUCAGGGUAACUGUUCAGCGUGUAAUUGCAACCCAACUGGAUCAAGAAGCCUGCAAUGUAAUGCUGAAGGCAAAUGCCAAUGCAAACCUGGAGUCACAGGUGACAAGUGUGAUAUGUGCGCUCCAAACCAUUAUGAAUUCACGAACCAGGGCUGCAAACCAUGUGGUUGCAACGAUUCUGGCUCGUUCGCAAAUACUCCACAAUGCAACCCCGAAUCUGGUGUAUGUGUAUGUAAAAAAAACGUCGAAGGCAAACAAUGUAGAGAGUGCAAACCUGGUUUCUUCAAUCUGGAUAUAGGAAAUGAAUUUGGUUGCACGCCAUGCUUCUGUUUCGGCCACUCAUCACAAUGCAGCCCGGCGCCCAAGUAUCAAGCGCAUGAAAUAAGUGCACAUUUCAUUAGAGAUGCUGAAAAGUGGACCGCCGAAUAUUAUAAUCAUACUUCCGCUCCACUAAAGUUCAAUGCGAACAUGCAAAAUAUAGCUGUAUUGUCAAAGGAUUCUGAAAAAAUAUACUUUGUGGCUUCCAAACAAUUCCUUGGUGAUCAACGACCUUCGUACAACCACGAUCUUAAGUUUUCCCUGCGCUUAGGCGAGAACAGAGGUUACCCUGAAUCCCAGGAUAUCAUUCUUGAAGGAGCUCGCGCUUCAGUCUCUUUACAUAUAUAUGGCCAAAAUAAUCCGGAGCCUAAUGAUCAGGAGCAAGAAUACAUAUUUAGGUUACAUGAAGAUCCCAGGUACGGAUGGACACCAACUCUAUCGAACUUUGAGUUUAUGUCUAUGCUUCAAAAUUUAACUGCUAUAAAAAUAAGAGGUACCUAUAACAGAUUUGGUCAGGGAUAUUUAACGGGCUUCAAGCUGGAUACCGCAGAAAUCGGUAGGGAAAAGGGCUCCGCACCUGCUAAUUGGGUGGAGAAAUGUUCAUGUCCCAAGGCCUAUGUCGGGGAUUACUGCGAGGAGUGCGCUCCUGGAUUCAAACACGAGCCUGCGAACGGUGGUCCAUACUCCACUUGCAUACCCUGUGACUGCAAUGGGCAUGCUCACAUUUGUGAUACAGCGACAGGUUUUUGCAUUUGCAAACAUAAUACUACUGGAAGUAAUUGUGAGCUAUGCGCAAAGGGUUUCUAUGGCAACGCCAUCGCUGGAACUCCGGACGACUGCAAAGCAUGCCCUUGUCCCAAAGACAGCGGGUGUAUUCAGUUGAGAGAUCAAAGCAUCGUUUGUACUGACUGCCCGGCUGGAUACGCAGGGCCAAGGUGUGAAGUUUGUGCAGAUGGCCAUUUCGGUGAUCCCACCGGUCAGUUUGGUCCACCGAAAGAAUGCGAGGAGUGCCAGUGUAACGGUAAUGUGGACCCGAACGCUGUUGGAAACUGCAACAGAACUACUGGAGAGUGUUUGAAGUGUAUUUAUAACACUGCCGGCGAACAUUGUGAUAAGUGCUUAAGCGGAUUCUUCGGUGACGCGCUCUUACAAAAUAACAAAGGAGACUGUAAGCGGUGUGAAUGUCAUGAGGCUGGUACAUUGGAGAGCUCGGAAGGCUCACCGCAAUGUGACGGACUAACUGGACAUUGUGCGUGUAGGCCACGUGUCAUAGGCAAGAACUGCGACAUGUGUGAGGAUGGUUACUACGAUAUUCGUUCGGGCAAAGGAUGCAAAACCUGUGAUUGCAACAUCGAAGGAUCGUAUAACGCAACUUGCGAUCCUGUUACCGGCCAAUGUUACUGUAAGCCUGGCAUUGAUGGUAUCCACUGCGACCGCUGCCAGCAGAAGCACUACGGGUUCUCGGUAGAGGGCUGCAAGGACUGUGAUUGCGAUGUGUGGGGCUCUGUACACUACCAGUGCGGCAUGGACGGCCAGUGCACAUGUCUUGAUAACGUCGAAGGCAGACGUUGUGACAGGUGUAUGGAGAACAAGAAACGACGUGCCGACAGACUAGGUUGUGAAGAAUGCCCACCCUGUUAUAGUCUCGUGCAAGAUGCGGUUAAUCAGCAUCGUAAAGAACUUAAGGAAUUGGAUGAUAUACUUUCGAAAAUAUCUAAAGCCCCAACUGUUGUUGAGAAUGCUGACUUCGAGAACGAGUUGCAGCGUGUGAAGGCUGAAAUAGAAAGACUUGCAGAAGAGGCGCAGGCGGAACUUGGUAGCGGGCCGGGUACCAAUAUUACCAACAACUUAGCCGAUCUCGCCGAUAGACUGGCUGACGUAAGAAAUAUGUUAUUCAAAAUUGAAGACGAAAGCUAUGAAGGUAAUGAGUCUGUAGAACGGAGCAAAGGCAACGUUUCCAAAGCUGAAGACACAAUAGAAGCUGCGCAAAAAGAAAUUAAUAGUGCUUUGGAGUAUCUCGAUGGUGAAGGAGCAGCUGCGUUGACUAAGGCUCGCAAUCGGUCUGACCAAUUUGGUAAACAAUCAGUAGAUAUGUCUGCGUUGGCUAAAGAGUCUCGUUUAUUGGCUGAAAAGUUAGAAAACGAUGCAAAGAAUAUCAAAGAUGUAGCUGAUAAAGCAUUAAACACCUCACUUACUGCAAAUACUAUAGCUAAAGAUGGAAUCACCAAACAAGCUAACAUAAGUAACGAAGUUCAAAUCCUAGCAAACGAAUUAAACGCAGCAGCAGGAAAGUUAAGUAGUCUAUCAGAAUUAGCUGAUCAAGCGUUGAAGCGGGCUAAGACUGUGUAUGAUGAAGCUUUAGGACUUUAUGCUGAAGUUAACACUACUCUGUUACCAGACAUUAAAUUAAAUGAAUUACACACGUCUGCUGUUGAAAUGAAUAGAACUAUUGACGAGAAAACAGCGGAAUUGGAUCAACUUAUGAGUGACACAGAAGAAACCCUACAAUCCUUAGAAGAUGAAAUAAGCCGUGGAAAAGAUCUUUUAAAACAGGGGCACGAAAGGCAAGAUAAACUAUACGACUUACUCGGACAGUUAGAUGAGUUGCGAGCCCAAGCUCAAAAAGACGUAGAACUAACUAAUGCUACUUUAAAAGAAGCAGAUGAUAUUUACAAAACUCUCAAGGAAUUCAGUGAUCAAGUGACGGAGUCCCGUCAGCUAGCUGAACAAGCGGCCUUGGAUGUACCUGGUGUACAAAAAAAAGUAGCAGCUGCUGACGCAAGCAUCACCAGUAUUGCUGAUGAAUUGACAGCUGCUAGUGAUAAAGCUAAGGAAGCAAGGGAUUUGGCUCAGCAAGCUCAAAAGGAAUAUGCUAAUAAGGCAUCUGAGGCGGCGCAUGAAAUUCGGAAUGAGGCAUCUAGAUCUAGAGCUGAGGCACGCAGACUACGAGACGAGGCUGAAAAAUUGUCAACGCGAGUGCAAGGGACUGCAAAACAAAUCAGCGAGUUAGAGAAGCAGGCAGAUGGUAACAUGCAGCUUACUCGUGAUGCUAAAAUGAAGGUGGGUCAAGCAAAUACCGACGCCCGAGAAGCUGAAAAACAAGUUUCCAAAGGAUUAGAAGAUCUUAAAGUUAUUAUGGAUGAGUUGGAAAACUUGCCAACUUUGGAUGAUGCGGCUCUCGACAGAUUAGAGGAAAGUUUGAAAACUGCUGAAAGUUCGCUGCGUGCAGUAGACCUAGAUGGAAAGAUUAAAUCUUUGACAGAAGCAAAAAACAAUCAUCAACGAUGGAUAAAGCAAUAUCAAGAUGAGCACAGCCAUCUUCAUAGCGAAGUGGACAACAUCAAAGACAUCUAUAACCAAUUACCCGGUGGUUGUUUUAAGAAGAUCGUUCUGGAACCAACCGAAGGCCCCAGUAGACCUGCUAGCUUUAGAUAGUCAAUACGCAGAUUCAUUAGGCAUGGUCUGUUAAAGACUGACAAAUUUAUCAUCACCAGAAAAUGAAGUCGAAAAUAUACUUUUAAGAUAUACACAAUUAAUUAUAACAGCCCACAGUACCUACGUCCAGUGUCUAACCGAAGGGCUGAAACUGUGGUGUUGUUUUUUUACCGAAAUGUCGUAAUUUCUGGUAUUAAGGUAAUUUUUAUAGUUUUAUUAUACAUGGGUCUUUGAGAGUUUUGCUUCCACCAAUAUUAGAUUAUUUCUAUUUCACAACUUAACACCAUACUUUAAGUGCCUUAAAUUUUCCGCUACAUAUUUUUGUAGGUAAGAUCAAUAAGAACUAAUGAUGUUUAAAUGAAAAAUACGUAUUUAAUGAAAUGGGCUUUAACAAUAAUUAAAACAAAUCAACAUAAC
This is a messenger RNA of Pararge aegeria (speckled wood butterfly), 5342 nucleotides long. It is a transcript of the gene LanB2, whose product is annotated as laminin subunit gamma-1. The transcript has 29 exons. The coding region runs from base 39 to 4925 and encodes 1628 amino acids. The record is from RefSeq and is a predicted model, not a curated record. NCBI's taxonomy places the organism in Eukaryota, Metazoa, Arthropoda, Insecta, Lepidoptera, Nymphalidae.